CAAAAUUGUUUCUCUAUGACUUCAUGAAGAAAUAUAUAGGCAUAGACUAACUUGUAUUUUAGUUUUAUUAUUUGAUCAACGGAGUUGGGUUGCGGAGUUGCGGUGGUUACAGUCAGUUACUCAUGAGUAUCUAAGCAUAUAUAUACGUUCGUACUUUUGUGUAUUUUUUGAGUUGUUUUAAAUAAUAGCGUUUCAAUAUUAUUUUUAAUACAUUUAUAUUUCUACUAUAUUUUAUUACAACCCAUUUCUAUUUAAAAUUUUAUUAUAGGUAUAUUAUUAGAUUUAUUAUAAAAAAAAAAUAAAAAAUCAUCUUAAUUUAAAUGACAAAUUUACUUUAUGAAAAAUGUCUGUUUUUUAGGUGUGAUUUUAUUUAAAUUUGUUAUGUUAUUAAUAACGUUUAUGACAAAACUUUAGAUGUAAAAUAAAUAUAAAUAUAUAUAUGUGUAUGUAAGCACUAUUCGAAUAAUACAAGUUGUAUACAUUAAAUAUAUUCCAUUCACAAAGUGUGCUCACGCCAUUUUUUUGUUUAAAUUUUUGCAUAUUUUCAAAUUCUGAUUUUUAAAAUUUUUAAGUGUAAUUAAAGCUGAUAUUUUCGAAAACUUAGAUUUUUCAUAAUAUUUAAAAGUGGAAUACUCGUUAACGGGUUAACAGAAACCGAAAAUGUUGACACCUAAAUUUAUUAAAUUUUAAAUUUAUUUAUGAAAUUUUUAAUAUAGGUUCUCAUUUGAAAAACCAAAGUUGGUAUCGCCACAGGAUACUCCUUAAAUAUCGUGAAAAAUUUAAGUAUUCAAAAAUAUCUGUUUUAACUACACUUUAAAAUCCUAUAAUCAGAAUUUGAAUAUUUGUAAAAUUUAACCAAAAACAUGGGGUGAACACACUUAGUGAAUUAUAACUAUAACUAUAUAUAUAACAAUAAUAUAAUAACUAUAGGUUAUUACUUAUACUUAUAAUAAGUAAUAAUUAAUAUAACUAUAAUUACUUAUAAUAAUAAUUACUUAUACUUAUACUAAUAAUAACUUAUACUAUACUUAUAAUAAUAACUAUAGGUUGAGUUCAACUGUUCUACGAUAACAAUAUAAAUAUAUAUUGCUAAAUCAAUAAAUUUUACCAAGUAAAUUAGGUAUAAGAUAAAAAAAAUACAUCGAAUAAUCAAUUAUAUGAGUGUAAUACAAUACAUAUCUGUCAUGUUCUUUUGAGUUUUUUAUUGAACAAAUCGUAUUUGUAAAUGAUUUAAGUAUAAUUCUGUUACGCGAUUAGGAACUUAUGAGUGGAAAUUAAACACAAAAAUUCACUGCACCCGUAAGAUAUAAUUACCAACUUAUACUCUAAACAUAUAAUAUGUAUGUAUUAACUGCAGAUUACAUUGAUUUUUACUUUUUAGUGUAUCUAAUGAAAUUUACUAGAUAAAUAGGGAAUAAUAAUUGUAUUUUCGGCAUGUAUUUACAAUAUAUUUGUAAUUCAAUCAGGUAAAUCUAAAAAUUGUUUACGAUACUUAAACAUUUUUUUUUUCUUAGGUAUAAAAAUGGAAACAUUUAUUAUUUUUACGUUGUUCUUCGGAUUCGUUGUCAGUACGGAUAAUAUUUUAUUGCAAUUAAACCAAGGCUGGAUUAGAGGUGGUAGUAUGGUAUCCAGGAAUGGACGGGAUUUUAAAGCUUUUCAGGGAAUACCGUAUGCCAAACCACCGAUCGGUGAUCUUAGAUUGAAAGUAAAUCGUACUACUCGUACAUCUUAAAGAUGAUACAGUGAUAAUCAUUUAAAAUAUAAACGAGCAUUGUUGAUUAUAUAGGAUCCAGAACCAUUAAUUUCGUGGGACGUUGAUAUUUUAAACGCUACUAGUGAACCGAAAUUUUGUAUUCAGAAGAAUUAUAUCAGCUAUAUACCAGACUCAAAAGUGUCUGGCCAUGAAGAUUGUCUAUAUCUAAACGUAUACACUCCGAAGGUAAAAUCGAUUUAUUAUAUUAAAAACCUUCUUAAAAUAGUUAUAAAUGUUGUUAGGUAUAUCCUAAUAAUUAAACUGUUAUAUAUUAUGUAGAUACCAAAAGAAGAAGAUACGGAAUUUCUACCGGUUAUGGUUUGGAUUCAUGGUGGAGGUUAUUUCGCGUGGCAUGGAGGUUCAAGUUUUUUCGAUCCUCAAUAUUUACUAGACAAAAAUAUAAUUUUUGUUUCUAUGAACUAUAGACUUGGCAUUUUAGGUAAAUAAUAAUUCGCGAAAGAAAUAUAAUUCAGUCGGAUAUAUAUAUAUAUAUUUAAUUAAUUAUCAGGAUUUUUGAGUACUGAAGACGAUAAUUUGCCUGGAAAUUACGGUAUGAAAGAUCAAGUUUUAGCAUUACAAUGGAUCCAAAGCAAUAUUGAAAGAUUUGGAGGCGAUCGGCAAAAGGUUACGAUUUUCGGUGGAAGUGCUGGAGCCGGGAGUGUCGGAUUACAUUUAUUAUCACCGAUGAGCAAAGGUAAACGCAAUAUGAUAUAUUUUUUACUUUCACUGAACAGGAUAUUGCUUUUAAACAUGAUUUGUAGGAUUAUUCCAUAAAGCGAUAAUGCAAAGUGGCACGCCAUUGUGUCCAUGGGCCGUAUCUCCGCCAGGCUGGGCUAGACGGAGAGCUUUGUCUUUGUCCACUAUUGCCGGAUGUCCGUCGGAUCCAAAACUGUUAGCAGAGUGUUUGCGUAAAAUUCCCGCAGACUUAUUGGUGGAUCUUCAAUUCAAUUUUUUUGUAAGUAUUUAGUAAGUCUUAGUAAGUAUAUUUCAGUCAAGUUAAAUUAAAAAAUGUACAUAUUAAACUUUUGAAGGAAUGGCAAAUUUACCCCCCAGUAACGUUUAAUCCUGUGGUCGAAAAUUGCGAAAAUAAAAAAGGUUUUUUAUGUCAUUAUCCUUUACUGGAUUUUAAGCAAGAAUCGAACGUACCAAUUUUAAUGGGAUUAAACACUGCAGAGGGCGGUUUAAUUGCUUCCAGUGAGUGGUUGUUAUAACAUAUUAUUUUUUGUCUACAUGGUUUAAAUUAGAAAAAGUAAUUUUUUUCCGAAUUACGAAGGUGUUUAUUGAUUUUAAAUUUAUAUUAAUAUUAUGCUUUAAACAUUUUUUAAAACGGUACAAAAUGUAUAUGCCUACACAUUUUUAUUUUAAUAUACUACAAUACAGGUACAUUUUUUCUCUGCAGGAAUGUACGACGAAUCCUGUAAAUUUUCUAAAUUGCAGUUGAAGAACAAUUUCCAUAAUCUCAUUUCCUCGAUACUCAUGUACAAGUAUACAUCGAAAAUGUCUGAUAUUCCAAUAAUAGGAGACAAGAUACUUGAACAUUAUUUUCCUAGUAGAAAUAUAGACGAUCCUAUGAAAUUAGUCGAUGUAAGUACCAAUUAUCAUAAAUAAAUAGGUUAAUUUAAUUUUCAUUUUUUUAAUGUCAGAAGUACUUAGAUUAGUUUGUUGCAGUUUUCCAUGCCUAUUUGCUACCACUUGAUUCACAUAGAUUCAUUGUAUUUAUCAAUUUAUCAAUAUUCCCUGUGUAGUAUGUAUGUCCUUCAUUAUUUGAGUCAUAUACUUGAUAUAUUAUUCCGCCUUUGGUGCUCUUUCUAUUUCCACGGGUCCUUCAAUAUUCCUUUCAAUUAAUACUUUUAAUGAACUUUCUUGUUUUAAAAUAUGCCAUUAUUUCACUUUAUCUAUUCUGGACUGAAUACAUUUCCAUAAUUACUAUUUUCCAAAUUAUAUUCUGUUUAAAACUUCUUAAUUUGUAACCCAGUCUAAGGUAUUUUUUAGCAUUUUUCUAAAGCACUACAUCACUUUUGAUAUGUUUUAAGACUUUUUUUUUCAAUUUAACGAAUUGUUCAAAGUUUUACUUUCAAAUAACGUCAUACGUUAUAUAUAUAUAUAUAUAUAUAUAUAUAUAUGUAUAUAUAAACGUAUGAAAUGUUUCAACUAAAACAUGCAAUGUGAUGGUAUUGAUAAUGAGUAAUGACUAAUGACUAAUGAGUAUGUGAUUUUUAUCUUGGAUAGUUUUAUACAUAUUUAUUUAUUUUUUUUUUUUUUUUUUUGAGAAGUUUUUUGUACAAGAAUUUUAAAUAGAUUUUUAAGUUUCAUGAACUUAUAAUAAUGUUAUAGUCUUUAAACAGUUCGAAAGUGUAACAUUUUAUAUACCUAUAUUUAUUAUUUAUUUAUUUAUUUAAUAAUUAUACCCCCCCGGAGGGCAUUGGUAAAAAUAAACUAGUGUAGAUAUAAAGUAGAUAUAGAGAUUGAUAAUAAAUUGCGAAAAUAAGUGAACAGAGAGGGGUAAAGUAGUAAGACUAAGUUUUGUUGAACAGGCGUAACAUUUUGUGGAGAAGUUGGCCAAAAGUGGUGUUUAAAAGAAAGGACGGGUGAAAGAUAGAAUCCUACAUUUUUGAUAAGAUUAACACGCAGGAGAGAGUAACUACUAAGAUAAUAUAAGUGUAGUAUGGAGUUACGUUUCCUAGUGAAGGUCAUCGAGAGACAUUUGUUCAAGUAAGGAAGUAAGUUAAGUUGUUGAAUCCAAACGAUGAAGGCAUUCAGUUUAGCUUGUAAUAAGAGGCAGUGAACGGAAGAUUCGAUUUUACAAAAAAUUUUAGUGUCAUCAACAAAUAAGAGAACAUUAGCAAAAGAGAAACACUUAUUUAUUGAAUUAACAAAAAUGAGAAAAAGAAUUGAACAUAGGUGACCUCUCUAAGGAACACCGGAGGAAACAACUGAUAACUCUAAAACGACUCCGUUUAGGGUAACAAAUUGCCACGAUAUGUUAAAUAGGAUGAUAGCCAGGAGAUAAGCGGAUGGCCGAUACCAAGGAAGUCAAGUGUGGCUCAAAAAAGAAACUGUAUAAAAUUAGUAUCUUAACAUUUUUCAAAAAUACUAAAAUCAUAAGUUUUUUUUUUAAUUUUUUAGAAAAACAUGAAAAAUUAAUUGCAAUAUGAAUAUUUUUAGUUUUUAUUCCUAUGAAUAAUAUGAAAAAAUAGAAUUUGAUUAUUUUUAUUAUCUCCGGAGAUAAUACUAUGGGACUAUCUUCGUUGGACAUUCUGUGUACCAAUUUAUAAUCAGUAACAAUUGCCGCUUAUAUGAGCUCGUAUACCUAAUUAAAAAAUGACCUCCCUAAAUAAGUACCAUAUAGAUAAAAAUUGCUUCAGAAUAGUACUACUCUUGAAAAUCUAAGCAAGAUUUCUGGUGGAAAAAUUGUUUACAGAUAAAAAAAAUAAAUAAUAAACACCAUUGUAAAACCAAUUUACAUUCCUCAAUUCACUCAGAAUCUAAAAACUGAUAUUGUUGAUGGGUGUGCAUUUUUUUAGGUAGAAUACAUUUUUAUUUUAUUUUUAUUUAUAUAAAACUGGUCAAGCCCCAAAAUGUACUAUUAUAUUAAGCAUAAUAAAUUAACAUAAGAUUAUAAGGCAGAAUGGUACUCAUUAGCAAGACGCAUGUCGUUGUGGAUGGAGUGUUUACAACCAUAGUUUAUGGUAUGUAAAGGGAGUAAGGUUUCACAAGGAGCGUGAGGAAACUUUAAAUGUCAUUUGUCCGUGAAAACACACAUCAUAGUAAAAAUAAUAUAUUCCUGACAAUUUAGAAUAUGUACAUAAUUAUUUUAUAAUAUUCUGAAAUUCAAUUACAUAACGCACAUGAUAGGUACUAUUAUAACAUAAAUCAUGGUAAUAUGUUAGUUGGUUGGUUAAAUAAAUUAUAAUAUUUUGUUAGUUACACCAAAAAGUUCACAAAAAUUAAAAAAGUCCAACAUUCUCUAUUGGAAUGCUUUUUUUUAAGUUGUUGUGAACUUUAUAAUGCUAGCAUUCCGUGCCUAAUGUAACCUAACUUAAUCUAUUCGAAUAUGGUUAUUUUAGUAAAAUAUAAUUUUUAAACAUAAUAUGGAAAAUAACUAACAUUAUCGUUGAUCAGGUGAGUAAUAAUAAUUGGCAUGUCCUAUUCCGAAAAUCAUAUUGAAAGAUUUUUGUAUAUAUUUUAGAUUCUAGUAGAAAGAAGAAGCUUAUGGUUUUACAAAGAGGUUUAUUUUUUUUUCUCUAGACAACUUUUCUACUAGAAGACUUGAUAGAAGACUGAUAUUUAUGUGUAGCAACUUUUCUGAAAGAAAAUUGGUGUAGGAAGAUACUUAAGGAGAUCGUUUUUCAAUUUUCUUCGAUGUUUUCUCAACAAAUGUGAAAAACUGGGAAAAAACAUAGGAAACCGGGAAAAACGUAGGAAAACAGUGGAAAUCGGUACAAUUAUUAUUAAAGAAUUGUCUGUAUAGUUUAUAAUAAAGAGCCUACUUAAUUAUUUUACAAUAUUAUGGCAUAUAUAUUAUUGAAAAAGCAUCACUUUAAACUGAACUCCACUCAGAAUCGUUUUUUCGUAAGCAAUGCUGUAUCGUUGCUUACAGGUAUAUAUUAAAUCACCUAUAACAGUGGCUGCAUCCGUCCCCAUUAUCUUAGGACGUAAUUUUUAUUAUUAGUAUCGAUUUUGGGUGAAGCACGUUUGGGCCAUUAACAAAACUUCAACCCGUUUGGACUAGAAUUUAAUGAAUCUGUUUGGACCAAUACUUUUAAACUUUUAUGAAGGUUCGCUAAAUAAACGAAUGGUUAAACUACAGAAACUAAUUUUUAAAUUAUAUAACAAGUAAAUUAUUUAGGUUUACAUACAAUUUCUGUGUAUAAAUUUAGUUUUAAAACAUAUCAAAUAUCCAGUUAUAUUAAAUGUAUAUCUAUAUCUAUUAUCUUUAUAUUACAGAUAUCUAUGUAUCUAGAUCUUAUAUACGAUAAGAUUACACAAAUAAAAUACCAUUAUAUAAAGGCUCACUGAAUAAAAGUUCAGUUAAACUAAUAUAAGGACAAUUCUGAUCCAAACAGACUGUUAAAAGUAGUAUUUUUUAGCCCAAACGGGUCUUCAAAAUUGGUCCAAAUGGAUUCUGCUCAUCGAUUUUAGCCUCGUUUAAAAAUUAAAUUUAUCCUGCAAUGUUCUGCAAAUUCUGCAAUUUAAUAUCGAUUUUAGUUUUGAAUAAUAAAAUGUCGAAUACCAUAUUUAUUAUAAUACUAUGUAUAAUCAAAAUCGCUGCUUAAAUAUUUUAUAGACACUUAGAAUUAGAUAAUUCGUAUUAUUAAUAUAAAUUCAAAGUGGGAAUAUUAGGAAUAUUGAGGUUAGCUAAAAAUUCGGCUAUUUAUUAUAUUAUAUUAAAUUAUACAAUAGAUAUUCGAAGUGAAUUUUUCAGGAUCAACUUUGUAAAAAAAAUCAAGUAGGUAUAUUACAUUUUUUUAAUGUUUUUUAACAAUUUAUAGUCUUUACUUACAUAAUGAAUAACAGUCAUUAUCAUUAACGACUACACUAUAAUAUUAUAUAGAAACAUAAUAUUACUGACAGAUUAAUUGUAGUUUAGUUUUACAAAUUCUCAUAGAUGAUUUCCGGCGGUUUUUUUUUUCAAUGUUCAAUCAAUAUGGCGACCAGUCUAACGUCACCGGUACGUUUUUAUGUGUACGGCCAUAAAAACGAAUUCACGUUCAAUACGAUUUUCGGACCGUGUAACAAAUCAUUGGGCGUAUCGCAUUGUGACGACCUUAUAAGUCUGUUUGCAUUACCUGUAGCAAAGAAAUUAAAGGAGGAGGAUUUAAAGGUAUCAGAAUUAAUGGUUAACUUGUGGACACGUUUCGCUAGCGCCAAGUACGUAAUUUUUAGCGUUUGAUUAAUUAUUAAUAAAACAUAUUUUUUUUUUCGUAAUACAAAAUAAAAGUAUCGAGUACUUACUCACAAAAUAAUAAUACGUUGUUUUAAAUAAUUAAAACCCUGUUUCAGGAUAAUCACCGUGGAUGGCAAAGAAAACGGAAAUGAAUGGCCUCUGUUUGAUGCGAAAAAACAGAGUUUUCUAUUAAUAAAUUCGAGUAAUCCUGUCAUAACCGAGAAACUGUAUAUGGACGAGUAUAUGUUUUGGAACGAUUUGCCGCUGUUAUCAGCGUUUAAGGGGUCCAAGAAUGUACUGAAAACUGAAUUUUAAUUAUUAAUUACAUGAAAAUAAUGACAUUUAAUUAAGGCUAGUAGAUUUUUGUAAAACACUACAGUGUACAAUUAUACUUCACAGUUUGCUUAUAUAAAUACCUUAAAUUAUUUGUUUAUUUAAUGUAGUUUGUUGUGAUCUAAUAUUCUGAAAGAAAUUAUUCUAGAAUUUCAAAAAUCAAAAUACAAAUAGAUAGGUAGAGGUAAAUAUUUCGUUUAUUUGAGUAUUUUGUAAUAUUUUUAGUUAAGUUCAUGGAUAUACAUAGGUACUUAUAUUAUGAUAUAUUAUACAUGUAUAUGUAUGUUAAAUAAAGUAUAUAAUAAGAAAGACGUCCUAGGGUAAUUUCGACAGGUGCAACCACUGUUAUAGAUAAUUUGAUGUAUAUCUGUAAGCAACGAUAAACCAUUGCCAACGAAAAAACGAUUCUGAGCGUAGUUCAAUUGAUAGUGAUGCUUUUCCAACAAUAUAUAUGUCAUAUAUGUUAAAAUAAUUAAAUAGGCAAUAUACAUUUUCUUUAAUUAUAUUUGUUUAAUGUUGUACUGAUUUUCCCAUUUUUCCUGGUUUUCCUGUGUUUUUCCCCGGUUUUUCACAUUUGUUGAGAACACUCCUGAGAAAAUUAUAAAACUACCUCCCUAAAGUACUUUCCUAAUCAGAUUUCCUUUCAGAAAAAGUGCUAUCAUUUUAAAU
Molecule: messenger RNA, 8642 nt
Organism: Cinara cedri
Lineage: Eukaryota; Metazoa; Arthropoda; Insecta; Hemiptera; Aphididae
Source: the annotation of a GenBank genome assembly